This is a messenger RNA of Lodderomyces oxycetoniae, 2241 nucleotides long. RefSeq names its product serine/threonine protein kinase (gene YAK1). NCBI's taxonomy places the organism in Eukaryota, Fungi, Ascomycota, Pichiomycetes, Serinales, Debaryomycetaceae. Gene Ontology annotation, biological process: peptidyl-serine phosphorylation; peptidyl-threonine phosphorylation. Gene Ontology annotation, cellular component: nucleus; cytoplasm. Bases 1 to 2241 code for a protein of 746 amino acids. Gene Ontology annotation, molecular function: ATP binding; protein serine/threonine kinase activity; protein tyrosine kinase activity. The transcript has a single exon. The record is from RefSeq and is a predicted model, not a curated record.
AUGGCAUAUAAUUACAAUUAUCGACACAACUCGAUAGGUGGCAAUUGGCGUUUGCCACCACCAGCUCAACAGCAGCAGCAACAACAGCAACAACAACAGCAGCAGCAACAAGGUCAGCAUAAUGGAUCAAACGACGUUAUCCCUGAACAAUUACAUCCCCCCCAACAACAAGCUACUGCUAGCUGCUACAAACAAAAUCAAAUACCAGGAUUUCGUAAUCCGUGGUUCUCAAUUAACUCAAUUAGCUCUGCUGCCACUUCGCCCAACUCAGCACCAUUGUCUGCCAUUUCACAAUCACCGACAAAAUCGCAGCACAUUUCCUUACUUCAUCAGCAACCUCCACAAUUGAAUAAACGGCUAUCCUUCACUAACCAGUUGCCCACCACAUACGAAAACGAAAAUAGUCACAACUCAAAUCAGCCUCCUUUUGUGCAGCCUCCAACUCGAGCCGAUAACCCUUUUGCGCAAUAUUUCGCUAACCAAGAGGUAUCACUAAAUAAUGCUGCCAGCGAUCGUGGAAUGUCAUCAGCAAUUGACGGAACAUAUUAUAACAGUCCUUACGGAUAUAAUUCACAAAUAGAUUCCGGCACGUUACAAUCUCAGGUACCUGGGGGAGGAGGAGGAGGAGGAGGACUUUCGCAAAUGUUAAACAAUUCUUCUUUAGGACCAGGUGCAGGCGGUAUACUUAAUCGAAGAUCAUCCAUCCCUGCUGUGCCACUUCAUUAUCAACAGAAUCCAAUGAUAACCUACGAGAAUAAAGGAGGGGGGUAUUUGGUCACGCCUUCGCAAGCUGGGAGGUCUCCAUCAAUUGUUCAACAAUACCAGCAAGCUCUUCAAAAUCAAAAGAGUUUUAAGUUGAGGAAGGCACCGAAAGCAAGAAAAAUAUAUAGUAAACUGGACUUGAGUCCCAAGAUUCAUCAUCAACCAAAAUAUAGACGAUGUUCUAUUAAUUCCAUCCAUAUAUCACCUGUUAAUGCGUUAUCUGUUUAUCUUACUGAAUCAUACAGCAUAUGCCAGCCCAGAAAGUUCCAGUACUCGAGAUUAACCAAUCCGAAAAGAGUACUUACAAAGCCACUGGAACAAAAAUACAAUAAUGGUUUUGAUAAUGAAGAGAGCGAUUAUAUUUUGUACGUUAACGAUGUAUUAGGAAGCGAAGAAGGAAGAAAAUACAUGGUUCUAGAUCUUCUUGGAUCAGGAACAUUUGGCCAAGUUGUCAAAUGCCAAAACUUGACUAACCAAACAGUUUGUGCUGUUAAAGUUAUUAAAUCGAAGCCUGCUUAUAUAAAUCAGUCGCUAACAGAAGUGCGGUUGUUGGAAUUUUUGAAUAACAAUAGUGACGGCAAACAUUUCAUUAGAUUGUUGGACACAUUUAUGCACAAGGAACAUUUGUGUUUAGUAUUUGAGCUACUAGCGUCGAAUUUGUACGAAUUAAUAAAGCAAAACCAAUUCCAAGGGUUGAGCAUGAGAUUGGUCAAAUUGCUAACAAAGCAAUUGUUGGAAUCACUUGCUGAGCUUAAAAACUUUCAAAUGAUUCAUUGUGAUUUGAAACCGGAGAAUAUUUUAUUAUGCCAACCAGAUAAACCAAACAUCAAGGUUAUUGACUUUGGAUCUGCGUGUUUUACGCGUCAAACAGUUUACACAUAUAUUCAGUCCAGGUUUUACCGAUCACCCGAGGUGAUCCUUGGAUUGCCCUAUACCGAAUCAAUUGAUAUGUGGUCCCUAGGAUGCAUAGUAGGAGAGUUUUUUUUGGGUUUGCCUAUGUUUCCUGGCACUUCAGAGUAUAACCAAAUUUGGAAAAUAGUUGAUAUGUUGGAACUUCCUCCGCGUCAUAUGAUUGAGGUUGGUAGAAAUGCGCUAAAUUUUUUCAAAAGAGUACCAGGGCAGAUCCCAGAUGAGAAACCAAACUAUGCGUUAAAAACAUUUGAAGAAUAUACCAAGUUCCUUGAAGCGUUCAAGAAAUCAGCAGAACACUCGCAUGGAUCGAGCCAUCUGCAGAAAAAGGAGCAACCAAAUAAAAACUAUUUCAAACAUAAGCUGUUGAAAGAUAUCAUUUUAAACUACAAGAUGCCUUCAAAGAAAAUGACAAAUUCAAUGAUUGAAAAGGAAAUGCAAGAACGAUUAUUGUUAGUGGACUUUUUAACAAAAGUGCUAAAUCUUAACCCCCUAGAGCGACUAACCCCACAAGAAGCAUUGAAACAUCCAUUUAUUCAAGACGUGAGAACAAUCGACCUCUCAACUUAG